GUUGACAGUGUUUACGAUUACCAAAAUAAUUUCAUUCCAGACUGAAAUGAAGCCAUUUUUCCUUUGCUUUUGAUUCAUUCAGAUGAAAUAGGGAAACAAGAUUUUCUGAAUUUCAUGAUUUUUACCUUUAUCAAACCCUUCAAACUCCUCCUAUGUCGAAUUGAAUUGGAAUCUUGGGUUGAAUUGUCAGUGGAAAAAUUAAUCAAGCUUUAACCAAGUUAAUGCAGUGAACCAUAUUCAGUCUUAUUCAAACAAACAGUUUUCAGAUAAACAAAUUUUAAAGUUUACUCAUCUUCUAAAACUCAAAUCAUGACACCAAGAAAUAAUGAAUCGGAGGACAGUUUAUUAGGUGAUAGUAUUGAUGAUAAUUUGAAAUUGAAAAUAACCAGCAAAGAUCCUAAUUGGAAGCCGUUGAAUAAUAUUGUAUGGAGAAACGUUAUUUGGUAUUUGUUGUUACACAUCGGCGCAAUUUAUGGUUUUUCCCUCGCUUAUGUUCAAGCAAAAUGGUUUACUCUAGUUUAUGCAUUGAUUCUUGGUCAAGUGAGUUUUAUUGGUGUAACUGGUGGUGCUCAUCGUCUUUGGUCUCAUCGAUCUUACAAAGCAACAUUUCCCUUUCGCUUGUUCCUAAUUAUUUGUAAUACAAUUUGUGGACAAAAUUCAAUUUAUGAUUGGUGUCGAGAUCAUCGGGUUCACCAUAAGUAUUCUGAAACUGAUGCUGAUCCCCACAAUUCGAAUCGAGGAUUCUUCUUUAGCCAUAUGGGAUGGCUAUUGUGUCGUAAACAUCCCCUAGUAAUUGCUUGUGGUCGUAAAAUUGAUUUGUCCGACUUAUUAGAGGAUCCGCUGGUCGUUUUUCAACGUGAACAUUAUCUGAAACUUUUCUUCAUUUUGGGUUUUAUUGUUCCAGCUUUGAUUCCUACUCUAAUUUGGUCUGAAAGUUUGUGGACAUCUUUCUGGGUUUGCUCGGUGGCACGUUACUGUAGCCAAUUACAUCGUACUUGGUUGGUUAAUUCGGCUGCUCAUAUGUGGGGAUAUCGUCCCUAUGAUAAGUCAAUCGCUUCAGCAGAGAAUGCAAUUGUUUCUUGUCUAACUUUAGGCGAAGGUCAUCAUAAUUAUCACCAUACCUUUCCAUGGGAUUAUUCAACUUCAGAGUGGGGUUGGUCACUUAACGUAACCACAAUGGUUAUUGAUUUAGCACAAAAAGUAGGUUUCGUUCAUGAUUGUAAAACUGUUCCUAAGGAAUUUGUCAAUUCUAGGUGCAAUAGAACUGGUAUUAAACGUGAGUAACAUUUUGCCCUUCUUUGUAUCUUCUUUAAUCCUGUAAAUUAAAAAUAAAAACAUCAAUCAAAAAUA
This is a messenger RNA of Tetranychus urticae (two-spotted spider mite), 1350 nucleotides long. Its product is annotated as acyl-CoA Delta12-desaturase. Gene Ontology annotation, molecular function: iron ion binding; stearoyl-CoA 9-desaturase activity. Gene Ontology annotation, cellular component: endoplasmic reticulum membrane. NCBI's taxonomy places the organism in Eukaryota, Metazoa, Arthropoda, Arachnida, Trombidiformes, Tetranychidae. The record is from RefSeq and is a predicted model, not a curated record. Gene Ontology annotation, biological process: unsaturated fatty acid biosynthetic process.